Molecule: messenger RNA, 2337 nt
Organism: Drosophila grimshawi
Lineage: Eukaryota; Metazoa; Arthropoda; Insecta; Diptera; Drosophilidae
Exons: 9
Coding region: 105-2309 (734 amino acids)
Source: RefSeq, a predicted model, not a curated record
AAAAAUUUACAGCAUUUGAAAUUAGUUUUGUGUAUUUUGUUUUGAAAUUAAUUGUGCAAAUAGCGAAAUAACACCUCAUAGUCAGCUUAAUUUAUUGUCAAACAAUGGCCAUGUCACCAUGUUGUUGGGCAACCAACGAAUUGUCCAGGGAUAAGGAGAACUACAUACGUUGCUCAACCACACCGAAACCACAGGUGGAUGACGGCAAACGGAAUAAAAAGGGUAAAAAGGACAAGGAUAUGUGCUGCUCGGCAGCUUUUCGUUUGCAACAGGCCAAGGAUGCUGAACAAGAUGUGAAUGCACAAAUUGACCUGCAAUGUGCACCCAAGGGCAAAAAAGGCAAGAAGACCAAAGCCAAUCGGGAUCGCUUUCGCUGCUUCACAGCGAACAUGGUCUGCUUAAAGCUCUACAUGCCCGGUCGGGACUUCGAGCGUCCGGAUAAACUGAAGAUCACAGCCAACAUUUGCAAGGGCUGCAAGCCAGUCAUGUGCGCCGAUCGCAUCAAUGUCAACUGCAUGCCAGCCGAGCCGAGCGCCCGAUUCAGCAUGCUCGCCGAGUGCCUGGACAAGGAACUGUCGGAGGGCAUCAGCCUAUCCGUAACAUAUAUGAAGCGAGAGAUCGGUCGUGGAUGCUACGUCUUGCCCGACUCAGUCAUACUACGGAUGAUAAACAGGUUUGAGGAGGUCGUCCACACUGCUGAAGUGGAGCUGACCUGCAAUGGCUGCACCGUGGGCAUGUGUACGGUACGGCUCUCGAUGAUCUUGGGCCUGCUGAGCAUCUUCUUCUGGCUCGGGAACGAUGAAAGCGCCGCCGGCAGUUCCAAUCCCAAUUAUAUCGAUUACUACCAUGGCAAUGCGAGCGCAAAGAUGCUGCGUUUCCAUGACUUUGAGCCGCGGCCAAGAACUAACGCUGAGAAUAGCGGAGGAGGAAGUCGUGAGGGGCGUGGCUUUCAUUUCAGCGAAAGUGGCGAGGAUGUCAGCGUGGAGAUGGAGUUCAUUGUGCCCUUCUUUCGUAUACCGGUCAAGCGGAGCAUGAAGCUGGCCCGUGAUGCUGUCCAUGGCUUACUUAAUCUGCACACUGGAGCACUGCUCAACACAGCUGUCGUUGUGGGCGCUGGCGCCAUCAUUGCGGCAAUUGUGCGUCUCGUUCUGGCGCCCAUGGUAUUCACCUCCAUUGGCAAUGGGUUUGGCUAUAAUGCCAAGCAGUUUGAUGACACCCCAAAGAGCAUGCGUAGUUUGACGCAGGUGCUGGAGUCGCAGCUGGACGAGCACAGCAUUGAUGUCUCCGUCUGUGCCCAGCGUGCCAUCUGUCAUUACUUGCAACGUAAUGCGGCACAACUGCAGAACAAUCAGAGCACACCAAGUCCGGCCAGGCUCAUUGAUGUGCUGGCCAACUCUCGCUGGCUGGACUCUCUGCUCAAUGGCACAGCGGUCUUCAGCGCCAUUGAUGUGGCACGCAGCAGUCGCAGCAACUGUAAGCACAUCUAUCGCAGUUGCAGGUGGCCACUAUUUCAAGGCGAAGGCAUUUGCGUGGCGAUUUGGGCGGCCAGCGAGAAGGAGGCAGAAACUAGCUCUAGUUCCACAACUGCUUCGAAAUGGAAGGAGCAAAAAAAUGUGCAAAGACUGCGUCUAAUAUCCUUUGACACUGUUGAUAAGGACAUUGCCCUGGGUCUGAACUAUCUGAUGCCAUUUGUCGAGGUGCCCGUCAAGCGGAAACGAAACGCACCACCCAGACCACUUGUCAUUGUGAAUUCCGCAGCCAUCUUCAGUUGUGGUUUACUUGCUGCCAGCGGACUGAUCGUAGGUCAUUUGAUACGUAGCAUGAGUCUGGAGAACAUUGUGCCGGAUUCAAAAUCGGAGCAGUCUUCCAACCACAAAGCACGCAGCCUACUCGAUGAGGAGCAGAAUUUUCUGCAGCUAUUCGAUAACUUUAAGCUGGUUUAUCGCAAUACAAGCGGCGAUCGUGUGGAGACCGGGCUGCCCAGCUUAAUCGUCACCAUGGAGCGCACAUUUCUGGAGAACGACAUCAAUCUGCCCGUUUGCCUCCUCAAGUCAAUUUGUGCGCUCACUCACAAGGCUGGGGAAAAAGUGCGCGGUGGCAUUGCAUCGGAUGUGGAGCUGAUGCUCGAUGGCGUCAUCAGCUGGUCCUGGCUAAUGUCCUGGUUGGAGCAGUCGGCGCUUCGAGACGCCAUUGAAGCGGGCCGCGUAGCUGCCCCAGAAUAUUGCAACAUCAAGUAUCCACGCUGCAAGUGGACAGCGCCCGAAGAACAACUCUUGCAUUUGAUGCACAAUAAUGUGCAAUUUAAAUAAAUUUAGUAACUAAAUCAAUGGAACUAAG